Neomonachus schauinslandi (Hawaiian monk seal) is the source of this 930-nucleotide messenger RNA. Its product is annotated as melanoma-associated antigen B18-like. The transcript has 2 exons. The record is from RefSeq and is a predicted model, not a curated record. Lineage: Eukaryota; Metazoa; Chordata; Mammalia; Carnivora; Phocidae. Gene Ontology annotation, cellular component: nucleus. Gene Ontology annotation, biological process: negative regulation of transcription by RNA polymerase II. Bases 1 to 930 code for a protein of 309 amino acids.
AUGCCUCGGGGGCAGAAGAGUAAGCUUCGUGCCCGUGAGAAACGCCGUCAGGCCCAGAGUGAGGCUCAGGGUGUCCAGAAUGCUCAGGCCACUGCAGCAGCUGAAGAACAGCCCCCAUCAUCCCCCCUUCCUCCUUUUGGUGGUGCCAAGAGCCAAGAUGAGGAAAGACCAAGUACCUCUCAGGCACAGCCCAGCACUGAUCGUUACCGCAGAACCCCUCUAGAUGACAAGGCAAUUCUAUUGGUGCAAUUCCUGCUGCGCAAGUAUAACAUGAGGGAGCCCAUAACAAAGGAAGACAUGAUGAAGUAUGUCAUCAAAAAGCACAAGGAGCACUUCCAUGAGAUCCUCAGGAAAGCCUCUGAGCUAAUGGUGCUGGCCUUUGGCAUUGAUCUGAAGGAAGUCGACCCUACCAGGCACUGCUAUGCCCUUGUCAGCAAAUUUCAGCGCACCUGUGAUGACAGGCUGAGAGGUGAAGAGAUCAUGCCCAAGACAGGCCUCUUGAUGACUAUCCUCUGUGUGAUCUUCAUGAAGGGCAACCGGGCCACUGAAGAGGAUAUCUGGGAAGUACUUAAUGUGAUGGGGAUAUAUGCUGAAAGGAAGCACUUCAUGUAUGGGGAUCCCAAGAAGCUCAUCACCCAAGAUUUGGUGCAGGAAAGGUACCUGCAGUACCAGCAGGUGGCCAACAGUGAUCCUCCAUGCUAUGAGUUCCUGUGGGGUCCGAGAGCCCACGCUGAGACCAGCAAGAUGAAAGUCCUUGAGUUCUUGGCCAAGAUCCACGAUACAGUCCCCAGUGCCUUCCCAUCCUGGUAUGAAGAGGCUUUGCGAGAUGAGGAAGAGCGAGGCGGAGCCAGAUUUGCAGCUCUGCUUGGUACUGGUGCCCUGGCCAAUGUGCGCCCCAGGGCCAAUUUUGGCAGCUUCUCCCACCUGUAG